Messenger RNA from Cetraspora pellucida, 1029 nucleotides. The record is from the annotation of a GenBank genome assembly. NCBI's taxonomy places the organism in Eukaryota, Fungi, Glomeromycota, Glomeromycetes, Diversisporales, Gigasporaceae.
AUGGCGUUGGUUACAAGAGGCACCGAAAACACCCAAAUCAGUUGCGCAAUCAAGGCAAGUAAUGAACUUGUAAAGAAUUUACACCGCGAUGGUUUGGAUCGUGGGUGCAUUGCGACAUUUAAUAGUAGAAUGGUUGUGAGACAGAAUUUUACUAGAGAUGAAGCAAUACUUUAUCGUUCUCUUAACAGUUUAAAGAACUAUGUUAGUGGCUCCACUCGUCUUUAUGAUAGUAUUGUUGAUAUCAUAAAAACCUUUCAUAGUAGUGGUGAUCGAACUCGUCCUUGGAUUUUGGUUGUUGUAACUGAUGGUGAUGACACUGGCAGUAGUCUCAGUUUACUUAAAUCUGCCAGUGAAAUAUCUCGAUUAUUUACUAAAGAUUCUAGCAACUUUUUGUUUCUUGUCGGUGUCGGUGAUGAUAUGGCUAGUGCUGGCAACUUCAUCUACUUUCCUGUUAAAGACUUUUUCCUUCUUGAACUUGUAUUCCUGACUAUCGCCCAUAAAAUCACUACAUCUCUAUCUCUCUCUCUUGGUAGUCUUUCUGUCGGUAACUAUAACGCAUCAUGGGCUGAAGUUCAAAGGCAUAGAAAUCUCAGUAAAGUCGCCAUUGAUUAUGCUUUAUUGAUCGAUGUAUCUAGUUCAAUGAAUAGUAUAAUAAAACCACCUGCACCUCAAUGUUUUGCCGGUCAUGACUUGAAACAAAAGUAUCGUCAUGGUGAGUGGUGGUGUGAUAUCUGUGGAAAAGAUGGUCUAACUUCAACUUCUCCAUAUCACUGUGACACCUGCAAUUUUGAUGCUUGUUCUAGCCAUUGUAAACCUGGUGAAAUAUGCGAACCUAAAAGUCGCUGCCAGAAUCGUCAUCCUCUUCGUUAUGCGCAAACUCCUACAAUGUGGAUGUGUGAUGAAUGUAGAAAGAUUUGUUAUGGAAGACGUUUACAAUGUAAACAAUGCGAUUAUGAAUUAUGUUCAACAUGUUUGGCAAAUGAGGAUCUUGCUUAUUUGAUGGCAAGUUUGCUCAUCGCCUCAAGAUGA